Messenger RNA from Jaculus jaculus (lesser Egyptian jerboa), 3729 nucleotides. It is a transcript of the gene Tgm2, whose product is annotated as transglutaminase 2. Gene Ontology annotation, biological process: peptide cross-linking. Lineage: Eukaryota; Metazoa; Chordata; Mammalia; Rodentia; Dipodidae. Bases 83 to 2146 code for a protein of 687 amino acids. Gene Ontology annotation, molecular function: protein-glutamine gamma-glutamyltransferase activity. The record is from RefSeq and is a predicted model, not a curated record. The transcript is spliced from 13 exons.
CCGCUCCCGGGGCCCCGCAGCGCCCGCGCCGGUGGUGGUCCGCGCUUGAGGAUCUGAAGCCGUCGUCGCCGUCAGCCUGACCAUGGCCGAGGAGCUGAUCUUAGAAAGGUGUGACUUGGAGCUGGAAGCCAAUGGCCGAGACCACCACACGGCCGACCUGUGCCGGGAGAGGCUGGUGCUGCGGCGGGGCCAGCCCUUUCGGCUGACGCUGCAUUUCGAGGGCCGCGGCUACGAGGCCAGCAUGGACAGCCUCACCUUUGGUGCUGUGACAGGUCCAGCCCCCAGCGAAGAGGCAGGGACCAAAGCCCGAUUCCCGCUGUCUGACGCCAUGGAAGAGGGUGCCUGGACAGCCUCCGUGUUGGACCAGCAGGACAACGUGCUCUCAUUGCAGCUCUCCACGCCAGCCAGUGCCCCCGUUGGCCUGUACCGCCUCAGCCUCGAGGCCUCCACUGGCUACCAGGGCUCUAGCUUUGUGCUGGGCCACUUCACCCUACUCUUCAAUGCCUGGUGCCCAGCGGACGCUGUGUACCUGGACUCAGAGGAGGAGCGGCGGGAAUAUGUCCUCACGCAGCAGGGCUUUAUCUACCAGGGCUCCGCCAAGUUUAUCAAGAACGUGCCUUGGAACUUCGGGCAGUUUGAAGAUGGGAUCCUGGACACCUGCCUGACACUCUUGGAUGUCAACCCCAAGUUCCUGAAGGACUGUGGCCGGGACUGCUCGCGCCGCAACAGCCCCGUCUACGUGGGCCGAGUGGUGAGCGGCAUGGUCAAUUGCAAUGAUGACCAGGGUGUGCUUCUGGGACGCUGGGACAACAACUACGGGGACGGCAUUAGCCCCAUGGCCUGGAUCGGCAGCGUGGACAUCCUGAGACGCUGGAAGGAGCAUGGCUGCCAGCGCGUGAAGUAUGGCCAGUGCUGGGUCUUUGCCGCCGUCGCCUGCACAGUGCUGCGGUGCCUUGGCAUCCCCACCCGAGUGGUGACCAACUACAACUCGGCCCAUGACCAGAACAGCAACCUGCUCAUUGAGUAUUUUCGCAACGAGUUUGGGGAGCUGGAAAGUAACAAGAGUGAGAUGAUCUGGAACUUUCACUGCUGGGUGGAGUCCUGGAUGACCAGACCAGACCUGGAGUCAGGGUAUGAGGGGUGGCAGGCCAUUGAUCCCACGCCACAGGAGAAGAGUGAAGGGACAUACUGCUGUGGCCCGGUCCCAGUGCGUGCCAUCAAGGAAGGUGACCUGACCACCAAGUACGACGCACCUUUCGUCUUCGCCGAGGUCAACGCUGACGUGGUGGACUGGAUCCGGCAGGAAGACGGGUCCAUGCACAAGUCCAUCAACCGUUCCCUGGUGGUGGGGUUGAAGAUCAGCACUAAGAGCGUGGGCCGCGACGAUCGGGAGGACAUCACCCACAACUACAAGUACCCAGAAGGGUCUCCAGAGGAGAGGGAAGCCUUCACGAGGGCCAACCACUUGAACAAACUGGCCGAGAAAGAGGAGACGGGGGUGGCCAUGAGGAUCCGCGUGAGCCAGGGCAUGAGCAUGGGCAGUGACUUUGAUGUCUUUGCCCACAUCACCAACGACACCUCUGAGAGCCGGGACUGCCGCCUCCUGCUCUGCGCCCGCACCGUCAGCUACAAUGGGGUUCUGGGGCCCGUGUGUGGCUCCAAGGAGUUGCUUGACCUGGUCCUGGAGCCCUUCUCUGAGAACAGCAUCCCCCUCCAUGUUCUGUAUGAGAAGUACGGGGACUACUUGACGGAGUCAAACCUCAUCAAGGUGCGGGGCCUCCUCAUUGAGCCUGCUGCCAACAGCUACGUGCUGGCUGAGAGAGACCUCUAUCUGGAGAAUCCAGAAAUCAAGAUACGGAUCCUGGGAGAGCCCAAGCAGAACCGAAAGCUGGUGGCCGAGGUGUCCCUGAGGAACCCGCUCUCCCAGCCCCUGACAGGGUGCAUCUUCACUGUGGAGGGGGCCGGCCUGACCCACGAACAGAAGCUCGUUGAAGUCUCUGACCCCGUGGCGGCAGGGGAGGAAGUCAAGGUGAGGAUCGACCUGCUUCCGACUGAUACGGGCCGACACAAGCUGGUGGUGAACUUCGAGUGUGACAAGUUGAAGUCUGUGAAGGGCUAUCGGAAUGUCAUCAUUGGCCCUGCCUAAGGGACCCCUACACCCUGCCCCACCUCGCCUGCUGGUAGUCCUCAAUGCCAUCUGGGCUCUAUCCCAAGAUAACAAGCAACUCUGCCCCUUAGGGCAGGAGUGGUCAUGGUGGUGUGGGGUCUUUGGAAGGGAAUAUGCUGGUCCACCUUGUCCCUCUGAGCCUAGGUCCCUCCUGUUCCCCUUAGCUGUAGGAAUAUUCUGCACCGGCACAAUGGUAAUCUUGACAUGGGCUGACCAGACCUGGGUGAGAUUGGUCCCACACCUCCCCGGCCAGCUGAGAAGCCUGAUGGAGAGCCAUUGCCCGUGUGCCAUACGGUUUGAUGCGUCCACAGCUCCUCAGCGCAGGCCCAGAAGGAGCGCAGACCUGCUGGCUGCAUUUAGACCAGCUCCCUCCAAUGUGUCCCUCCUCCCCAGAGCCAAGUGAGGAUGAGGAUAAGUGGGGAUCAAAGCUCCCCUUGUAUCAGAGCUACCCAGGCCAGCAGUCUGCCACCAGCCUCCCCAUUGCGAGGCUCCUACUGUGUGGUCAAGACAUCUCCUGUGCUCAUGGGUGCACACAGGGUCACCAGCACGUUGCACGGCCACGGAGACCCGCAGGGUGAGAGCUGUCUCCUGCAUGAGGAGGCUGCGCUCCGAGGGGAGGCGUCCCACACUGGGGCCAUCAGGCUCAUGGUCACAUGCAAGGUCUGUGGAGGGAGUCCUGGAGCCGCAGGGCCUCCGCCUUCCAUCUUGGAGUCGGUACUCCGUCCCUGGCACCAGCCCUGACCUGACAGUGGCAGAGAGGGCAGAAGGACACCCUUCAGGGAGAGGAAGUAGGGAAGGGGCAAGGGCCCCAGGGAAGCUAGGAUUCAAAGCCUGGGCUCAGCCUGGGCUUCUCACUGACAGCCCAUCUCCAGGGUCUGCUUGACCCCUUGCCUCUGAUGCCUGAUGUACCUGGUAGAUAAACAGCCUCCGGACCCACUCCCUGCUCCCCAUUGCUGUGACACACAGGCCCAGAGCCUCUCUGACAGGGAGACAGUGACCAUUCUAUCCCCAGCCUGUCCUGUUCCCCACCUGAGCUUAGGUUCCUCCCUCUAGAUCAGUUCUAGGGGACAGGAGUCUUGGUUGACUCUGUCCUGCCCACUAGCUGCCCUCACAAUGCCUAGAAUCCACGAGAGCCUUAACUCUGGUCACUCCUCAGCAAAGGCCAUGCCUCCACCAGUCCAUCUUCCCCAGGGGCCAGCACCGCUGGACACAGCCUUCCCCAGGGACAAACUUAGGACUUCAUGAGUUUGUCUCCUGCUCCCCCCAUCCAUGGCUGGGCCCCUCAGGCUAGAAGGGGGAUGCAGUGGAAAGGUCUGUAUAGGUGGUGAAGUCAUAGGUCUGGGAACCCCCAAUCCCAAUGAGGAACUUGGGGAAAAUUGCAAUGAUUCCUUUAAAACAUGCUGCCUUGCACAGAGAAGAACCACACGUGCCAACGUGUGUCUGUCCUGUACCACAUAGCUCUAUUUUUCUAGGUUUGUCAAAGCUUUGAGUGCCCAGCAGGCAGUAGAUAGCUUUUGAGCCAGAAGCACUGAAAUAAAAGUCUAUUUUUCACAUUCAAACAA